GUACCGAACCCCGCCUUUCUCGGAUAAUCUCGUUCCUUCUGAAUCCUCUUCACCCUCAACUCUCCAAUCAUUUUCCCUUUAUUCAUUGUGCGGUUCCAUGCGUGAUUUCUCUCCCAGGCUGGUUCCUUGUUCCCGCACUUCUGUCUUCUCCGUCGAUCUCGAAUCUUGCUUCCUUGCUAGGCGUUUGUUCGUCGCACAGUAUGCGAUGCGAGGAAGUAGUGGAUGUUUAAUGGGUGAGGGUGCUUGUUGAUACGAGGAAGUGAUGAAGCUUUCUGCUCUUUUGACAUCUGCGGGUAUUAACAUUGGCGUCUGCGCUCUGCUAUUAUCUCUCUAUUCGGUGCUCAGAAAGCAGCCAGGAAAUAUCAGUGUUUACUUUGGGCGGAGGCUCGCAGAGGAGCACGGACGACAGCGGGACUCAUAUGUUCUGGAGAGAUUUGUUCCUUCACCGAGUUGGAUUUUGAAAGCUUGGCAAUACACGGAAGAGGAGAUCCUAUCUGCUGGGGGCUUGGACGCAGUUGUAUUCAUUAGGGCCAUUGUUUUCAGUAUACGGGUUUUUUCUGUAGCUGCUUCUAUAUGCUUAUUUGGUAUCCUUCCGCUGAACUAUUUUGGGCAAGAAAUGCAUCAUGUCCACAUUCCGUCAGAAUCAUUAGAUGUAUUUAACAUCAGUAAUGUCAUGGCCAAAUCACGAUGGCUUUGGGUACAUUGUCUUGCUCUCUAUAUAAUAUCCAUUUCAGCUUGUAUUCUUCUCUACUUUGAGUACAAAGGCAUUUCUAAAUUGAGGCAGUUUUAUAUUACUCGAUCACUCCCCAACCCUAGCCAAUUUACUGUACUUGUUCGUGGCAUUCCAAAGUCAACAGAAGAUCCACUCACUGAUACUGUCAGGAACUUUUUCACAAGAUAUCAUGGCCCAAGUUACCUUUCACAUCAAAUGAUUUAUCGGGUUGGAAAAGUCCAAAAAAUUAUGAGCGGCGCAGAGAAAGUUUAUAAGAAGUUUGUGCACUUCAAUCAUUGUGCUCAUGAUAAGAGAUUUCGUCUUAAACUUUCAAGGUGUGGUCUUUGUGGAGGAAAAUCUAAUGGUUUCCAGUUAUUUCGGAGUCAAUCUGAAAGUAACAAGAAAGUGAUCCUUAAUCAUCCGUUGACUGAGAAAAAUAAGGAAUGUGCUGCUGCUUUUGUGUUUUUUAGAACUCGGUAUGCUGCAUUGGUUACUUCAAAAGUUCUCCAAUCAUCAAAUCCUAUGUUGUGGGUCAUUGAUCUUGCUCCAGAACCCCAUGAUGUGUACUGGUCAAAUCUUUGGUUGCCAUAUCGACAGCUUUGGGUUCGGCGAAUAUCUACUCUUCUAGGUUGUAUUGUGUUUGUGGUCUUGUUCAUCAUUCCAGUGACCUUUGUCCAAGGUUUAUCUCAACUAGAUCAGUUACAACAGCGGUUACCCUUUUUAAAAGGCAUACUAAAAAAGGAUUUUAUGAUACAAAUAGUGACGGGGUACCUCCCGAGUGUCAUCUUACAAUUAUUUCUUUACACAGUUCCUCCGUUGAUGUUGUUGUUUUCUUCUGUGGAAGGACCGAUUUCACGCAGUGCAAGGAAAAAGAGUGCAUGCACUAAAGUCUUAUAUUUCACUAUCUGGAAUGUAUUCUUCGUUAAUGUUCUAUCUGGUUCCGUCAUUAACCAACUCAAUGUAAUAUCGAGCCCAAAGGACAUUCCUACCCAAUUGGCUAAAGCUGUACCGAGGCAGGCCACAUUGUUUAUCACAUAUGUUCUCACUUCUGGUUGGGCAAGUUUGUCGACUGAGAUAAUGCAGCCAUUUGCCCUCUUAUGGAAUUUUUUUAGGAGGUAUAUCUUUCGAAUUAUGGAGGAGGAUCCUGAUUGCAUUCUAUCGUUUCCUUAUCAUACAGAAGUUCCAAGAGUUCUUCUAUUUGGACUACUUGGUUUCACAUGUGCCAUAUUGGCACCUCUAAUCUUGCCAUUCUUGCUGGUCUACUUUCUCCUUGGAUAUGUUGUGUAUCGUAACCAGAUCAUGAAUGUUUACAUCACACGAUACGAAACUGGUGGAAGAAUGUGGCCUAUAGUCCACAACACAACAAUCUUUUCAUUAGUAAUGGCACAAGUAAUCGCUCUCGGUGUUUUUGGCCUCAAGGAAUCAACUGUUGCCUCAGGGUUCAUGAUUCCACUUUUGAUCUUAACUCUGCUUUUCAAUGAGUACUGCAGGCAACGGUUUCAUCCACUGUUUAAGAACCUCCCAGCACAGGACUUGAUCGAUAGGGACAAGGAAGAUGAGGAAACUGGAAGAAUGGAACAAAUUCACGAACAGCUGUUUUCUGCCUAUUGCCAGUUUCCUGCAGAAAUCUCCAGCAGUUGUACGCCAGAUGAAGAUGGAGAAGGUUCGAGCGGCGUCGAUAAGAAAGACAUGUCGGGUGACGAUUUACAAGUGGAUGUCAAGCAUCCAACGCUUCCUAAAGUCUUUCGACUCCGACAAGCUGUUGAUGCUGUCAGCAUGCUUUUCUCACUGCAAAACAGGAAUUUAUCAAAUCAAAGGAUAAUAAGUUCUUGAGACUGCUUGCGGAUACACCAGUCAGUCUCACAGGAUUAUAAUAUCAUUCUCAAUAUUUUAAAACACUUUAGUUCCACACAUAUUCUUUAGUGUAGAUAUCAAUAUCUUCAAAGGAAUUUUGUAGUGCUAUUUUUUUUUAUUACAAGCACAAGAGGCAAAAUUGUAAGAUGAUAGUUACCAUGGAUUAUGGAUGUAUCAUACGCUGAACCUUAA
This is a messenger RNA of Zingiber officinale, 2758 nucleotides long. Its product is annotated as CSC1-like protein RXW8. NCBI's taxonomy places the organism in Eukaryota, Viridiplantae, Streptophyta, Magnoliopsida, Zingiberales, Zingiberaceae. The coding region runs from base 263 to 2545 and encodes 760 amino acids. Gene Ontology annotation, molecular function: calcium-activated cation channel activity. Gene Ontology annotation, cellular component: plasma membrane. The transcript is spliced from 11 exons. The record is from RefSeq and is a predicted model, not a curated record.